This is a messenger RNA of Aaosphaeria arxii CBS 175.79, 1333 nucleotides long. RefSeq lists its product as uncharacterized. NCBI's taxonomy places the organism in Eukaryota, Fungi, Ascomycota, Dothideomycetes, Pleosporales. Bases 150 to 1310 code for a protein of 386 amino acids. The record is from RefSeq and is a predicted model, not a curated record. The transcript is spliced from 5 exons.
CUCGCCCAUCCACCACGACGACGAUCCAGCUGCAGCAGCGGCCUGCUUCUCUCCGCGAUGAGACCAUCCAGCGUGCAUUUGCUUGUUGGCACGCUGCCAACGUGCCCAUCGACGCUGGCAGAGACGUCUCUUUACCCACCUCGUCCACCAUGACAAGAGGCCCCGUUUUCCGCGUGGCCGGGCUGCAAGCCUCGCGACCUGACGACAAGCUCAAGGCGGCGCUGACGGCCGCCAUCGACGCCAAUUUAUCUGAGAACGAGCGAUCCACAAUCACCAUCCAGGCAGACAUAGUGCCGUCCUGCUACGACCAUGACGGACAAAGAGUCGCGCUGGUCGAGUUUGGCGGUGGGGUGCCUAGUUUCCUGGCAGCGCUAACGGCAGAUCCACUGGCUAGCUGGCAGAUCGAGAUGGGAGACGACGACGUCAACUUCGACCGUCACUUCUUCGGCUUCACCCAGCUAUACGCGCCCAAGGCGGACGCGUGCAUCACAGCAGAUGUCAUCGCCAUCACCGGCCUCGAUGGGCACGCAUAUGGCUCGUGGAGAGGGAAAGGCAACCUGGGACGAAUGUGGCUGCGCGAUUUCCUGAGCAAAGACCUGCCAUGCUGCCGCACGAUGAUCUACGGGUACAACUCGAAGCUGUUGAGCCGCGGGACGAAUACGAUCAAGGACUACGGUCGGGAGUUGUUGGAAGAGAUUAGGAAGAUCCGACAUACAGAGCAGCUAUGGCAACGACCGCUCUUCUUUAUUGCACACAGCUUUGGUGGCAUUAUACUCGUGCAUUCUCUCGUUAAGGCGGCCCAGAGCAACGUGGAAGAUGAUGCUGCCCUCCCUGCCAUCUACAAGGCUACCUACGGCAUGCUUUUCUUUGCGACUCCGCACAAGGGCUUGGUAGUCAGCGACAUUCGGAAAAUGCUGAUGGGACAGACGGAGCAUCCGCGCAAUGCACUGCUCAACCAGAUCAACGAGCAGUCGGACCUUCUGGAUCACCAGCUGGACGCUUUCAGAAACAUUAUCCGCGACCGUAAAAUCGUGAGCUUCUACGAGAGGGGACAGACAAGACAGCUGGAAUAUAACAGCGAGAGCCAGCGCUGGCGGAGAAGCGGUGACUAUGUCAUGGCAGUGGGCACCGACUCGGCCCUCCUCCAACUCCCAGACGCUGUAGAGGAGAAGGUUCCUCAAAACGCCGAUCACUCGAUGAUUGUCAAGUUCGACGCCAGGACGGAUGCUGGAUACACCAGCGCGCGUGACAAGCUGCAACGGUACGAGAGGAAUGCUCUAAGCGUGGUAGAAGGUCGAUUUUGUAGGUAGAUCUCUAUAUUGUGAUUUGCUAG